Rotaria socialis is the source of this 963-nucleotide messenger RNA. Lineage: Eukaryota; Metazoa; Rotifera; Eurotatoria; Philodinida; Philodinidae. The record is from the annotation of a GenBank genome assembly.
AUGCCAUUCAUUGGACGAGAUUGGCGUGCAUAUGGUGAACAAUGGACAAAAACCGAUAUAGGUUCAUGGGAAAGAUCAAGACGACUUUCAUUAUCAAGUUCCUCGAUAAACUCACAUUCCAGCUUAUCAGAUGUAUUUAAUGCACUUGAAAUAACUGAUUCCGUUAGCAAUAUUCGUCGUUUUAAUUACAUUGCUAAAGUCGUACAAAUUUUAUUCAAAGAAAAAUUAGGUGAACUCAGUGGUAAUGCUCAACGUUCUUUAUUUCAAGUUAUUGGACGAAUGAUUGAUAUGGUUCUUAAAACAGGAGAUAAUAUAUCAUUGAUGCAACGAAUACUAACACAAUUUCAUAGUUCAAUAAAAUCUGCAUAUCCAUAUUAUUAUUAUAUUGGUUCAGCUCCAUUAUGGCAACGACAUAUAAAAAUGUUAACACGAAUGCAAGAAACAAUAAAACAAGUUCAAGCAAAUAUGACUGAAACCGAUGAAGACGAUAAAGAUAAUGACAGUCCUAAUGAUAAUAAAUUAACAUUUGAUUAUCUACCAGUUGAAAUGCAACGAGAAGUUGUAAGACGUUUAGAUAAUGGUACAGAUAUAGUGAAUGUCGGAAUGAUAAAUACAAAUUUAUAUCGAGUUUCACAAGAACUACUCAUUUGGCGUCAACUAUGUCUCUAUCAUUUUGGUGGUGAUACACAAAACAGUGAUAAUUCUAUGCUCGGAGAAAAAAUUCUUCGGUUAAUGCGAAAACAACGAAACGAUGUCGAUAAAAAUAAUAUUGAUUGGAAAACUGCUUAUUUUAAAUUAAAACGACAAUAUGGCCUUCGUGAAGUUUACGCUGAAAUGAUACAUCAAUGUCAAUUAUGUAAAUGUCUCUAUUGGCAGGAUACUGAUCAUCCAUGUCCAUAUGAAACACUUUCACCUUCAUCAAUACCAAUAACACCACGAAAACUUGUUACGAUAUUAGUGUGA